GAUGUAAUUCAUAUCUAUAUUAGGGCUUCAGCCCAUAUUUUAUCCGAAAGUACCAAAAUAUGUCUCAAGUUGAUGGCCUGUUUGCUAGCGGGCUGACUCUCACAAGUGAUUUCCUCCUCUCUUAAAACCUUUUUCCACAUCGACUUAUUGGCAAGUUUAAGUUUUGUUUUACCCGCAAAUAUGGAGGCAAAUUUGUGUACUAGAGAUUGGCUUUGCGAGCAAGAAGUGAAUCAGAGUACGACAAGGAUGAAAUUGCAGCUGUAGCUUCAUUAACUUGGUUCGCAUUGAUAGUGGUGAAAAAGAUGUCUGCAUAUGGAGUUGUGUGUUUUUGGGUAUAAGAAUUGCUAAACAUUUCAAUGCAUAAACAGAAAAGAGCCAAGAGUUGAUGUGUUUCACGGAGCUGGAAAUCAAUUUAACCGUUUUAGAGUCCUUUAUAUGUCAAAUACAAUAUUUGGGAUUUCGUACAAGACUAAUGAUAAUUGUGUUUCCCUUACAAGGUCUAUGAGAAGGCAAUACUACAAGGUCUUGGAAUACCUUGGGUAUAACAAUUGCUAGGAGUAGGCAUAUUCCUAUCAAAUUGUUAAUAUUGAUAUGUCAAUUAUCUUUCAGGGAUUUAUAAACUUCUGUAAAACCCAAAAAGAGGAAAUGAUAUCUUUUAAUUAUGUUAUCUUAUUUAUGACUCCAUCUGCAACAUUAUUAGAUAGUUUGUUAUCGAAUCUCAUUUUGCUUCAGUGAUCAUGUAAACCGAGUGGAUAUUUUGAUGCAAGUUGAAGUGCUUUUUUUUUUUUUGGCAACUAGGUUCCAUUGUCUAUUGCUAAUGAGACUUUAGGAGAAACAGCAAACAAAAGCCAUAAGAACAUUCUACCUUUAGCUGCUACAAGUAAUAUAACCUAACACACUACAAUUAAUAGAGCUCCCACUCUUGUAGCCAUAUAAAUUGGAUAAAAUGGGUCAACCCCGUAUUUUAACUGACCCAACUCGCUCAUUUACCACCGUAUCAAUAAAUACUUAUCCACACCGGGUGUUUAUGCAAAUUCAUGUAAUGUUACUGUAUAUUCACACACAUGACAUGCAUUCAUUGAUUUGAUGUAAAUACCCGGUGUGGAUAAAUUUUUACCCACCACUAUUCACAUGUAAAGAUUGAUUAAAGUGAGUAUAAUUUUCUUUUUUCUUUUAGUAAUGGAGAAGUAAAUGAAUGAUUUUGUUUUUGUUGAAUAAAAUUAUUGAUGAUGCUUGACUGAAGAAGUAUAAUUAAACAUGGUGGAUAUGGAAAUUUUCAUGGCGAUUUAAAGAUUAAUUAAUUCACAGAAGGAAAAAAACUUCUAUAACUUAUGACUAAAAUCAACAAAAAAGUUCUAUUAUAUAUGUUUUCAUUGUUAAUAAUUGUUACUUUCACCAAAAAAAAAGUUGUGUUAACAAAUGGUUGUAUAUGUAAAGUUAUUAUGUAUAUAUCGUUAUAGUCUUAAUAUCAUUUUCUCCUUUCAUAAUACUUUUUGUGAAACUAGUUACAUAAAAAGUGUUGGAGUUAAUAGGGAAAAACAUUAAAACUUACCACAAUAUAUUCAAAUUAUAAACAAGUUUCUAAAAGUUCAUUUAUUUAUUUUUAUGACUCCACGAAGCGCGGCAAAUUCACUACUUAAAAUAAAUAAAUUUGGAUUCAUGAAAUUUAAUACAUUGACUUUUCUAGGGAUAAAAAUUUGUUUAGUUUUUGCUAAACUGUUCGAGCGACACAUGAUUUUGGGCCUUUCCUUGAAUCUUAGUCCAUUUUGGUGAACACCACGUCGUAUAUGUGAGUCCAACUGCUAAAUUUUUGCGAAAAUUGGGCAAACAUGACCCUCUUUUUGUCCCAUGUUCUUUAAAGUCAGUUGUGGAUCAAAUACCAGUACUAAAACAAAACCACCUUAGGAGUUUACAUAGUCUCUCCUCCAAAUCCAACAAUGGCGAUGAGCAAAGCUAAAAAAAACUUACCUGAAGAAAUCAUAUUUGACAUACUCUACCUGCUCCCUGUUAAGUCCAUUGGCCGCUGUAGGUGUGUUUCAAAGCAGUGGAACAAUUUUCUCUCAGACCCACAAUUCAUCAAAUCACAUUUCACCCUUCAUGACCAUAAACAAGAAGAGAAACUCAUUCUUGCCACUUGGUUGAGCCAACUACACACCGUCACCUUUUAUGAAAAUGAAAUCGAUGAUGAAAUUGAUGGUAUUUCAAGAAAGCUUAAUUUUGAGCAUCUUUCAGGUAACUGGGUUACUGUAGCUGGUUCUUGUAAUGGUUUGGUCUUGGUUGUUGAUAGGGAAAAUAUUAUAUUUUUAAUCAACCCCACAACCUUAAAAUACCAUAAAGUUCCAGUCUUUGAUUUGUCUCUUCCUCUGUUAGGUAGAAAUAACAGACGUAGCUGUAACAUGUAUGGCUUUGGUUAUGAUGUUGUUAGUGAUGAUUAUAAGGUCGUUAAUCUUUCUUAUUACGAUACGAAUCAUAGUGAAUAUAAGGCUGACACUUUUGUGGAUAUGUAUUCUGUGAGAAAGGGUGUUUGGAAGAGACUUGAGACUCCUUAUGAUCAUUCACUUACUGACCUUGCUUCUGGGGUUUUGGUUAAUGGGGUUUUGCAUUGGUUGGCUUGUAGAAAAACUGAAUAUUCAACUGUAAUUGCUGCUUUUGAUUUAACUGAUGAGAAAUUCUUGGAGCUACCAGGACCCAUUGAUCUUGGUAAUAAUUGCUUUAUGUGUAAUCUUGCGGUUAUUAGAGGGUGUCUUUCUAUAUCCACCAGUAUAUCCCGAGACAAAAACACAAUUACAUUUUGGAUGAUGAUAGAGUAUGGGGUUAAGGAGUCUUGGACCAAAUUUAAGAUUACAGAACCGGAUUUGGAUGAUUCUCUUGGUACACUAUUGUGUUCCAUUACUGAUGAUGAUCUUUUAUUGGAUGUUGACGAAGAAUUGGUUGUCUACAAUAUGAGAGAAGAGCAGCGUAGGGAUCUGAUGAUUGAUGUAACUCCUGUUAUGUAUGAAGUUCGAACUUUUAGGGAGAGUCUUCUCUCUCCUUCCUUUGGCAACGAAACUGAGGGUUAAUGUAUUUCUUGAUGCACAAGAUGAUGUUGUAUACAGGAAUUAAUCUGCUUCUGUGGACAUGUUCCGGUGCUUCUAUUGAAUGGGAUGUUAUGUUUGUGCAGAGGCCUGAAUCUCUACUCCUUCAUUAUGAUGUUAUAAAGUUUUUAAGAUUUUAAAUCUGAAGAAAGACCAUCAUAAAAGCAGUACUGCCGCAAUGUCUGGAGAAAAGUUCCCUUUUGAGCAGACCCUCAUAGUUGAGAUUUAGUUUGUAAAUAUCAGUUGAAUUUCUGCACAUUAGAUGAGUAGAUGAUCUGAAAGCAGCAGCAUUGUCCUUUGUAUUGCAGUACCAGAAUUUCUAAGUUUGCUAUGUUUUAGCUUAUCAGAAAUAACUGUGUUCAAUUCUCUUUUUUCUGUUGCUGGCUGGAAAAUGUUACACCACUUAUUUCCUGGA
Lycium ferocissimum is the source of this 3489-nucleotide messenger RNA. Its product is annotated as F-box/kelch-repeat protein At3g06240-like. Gene Ontology annotation, molecular function: protein binding. The transcript has 4 exons. The record is from RefSeq and is a predicted model, not a curated record. The coding region runs from base 1938 to 3059 and encodes 373 amino acids. Lineage: Eukaryota; Viridiplantae; Streptophyta; Magnoliopsida; Solanales; Solanaceae.